GUCCUAUACCAUUAACUUUUACUCUUUCUAGCUUCAACCUAUUGUUCAAACCCCCCUCUCCUCCCCCCUCCCCCUCCAUAUCCUAGCCAUGGCUACCACUGCUGAGAUGGCCCUCGUCGCCGAACUUGUCCCCGCAAAGAAGGGGAGGUCGAGGAGGGCGCUGAAGCAGAAAAAUCCAUCAUCGAAUGAAGCCAAUAUAUUGGCUGCAAUUGUAACUCAGUCGCCUUCACUGGCGAUGCCAGUGGACGACUCUGUUAAAGAGAAUCUUGAAACCCUCUCACAGCCAAGAUCCGAAAAGAAAACAAACAAGAGAGGGGCCUCAAAGGCUAAUAAACAAACAGAAAAUGAAAAUUCUUUUGAGAAAGAGUUGCUAAAAAUGCAAGAAAAACUUCAAAAGAUGACACUUGAGAAGGAGCAGACUGAGGAAAUGUUGAAAGCUAGAGAGGAUAUGUUGAAGCAGAAGGAGGAAGAGCUCGAAGCUCGGGAUAAAGAGCAAGAAAAGCUUCAAAUUGAACUCAAAAAGUUGCAGAAAAUGAAAGAGUUUAAACCAACCCUGAAUUUCCCUAUAGUGCAAUCUCUAAGGGACAAAGAGGAGAAAAAAGAGAAGAAGAAGGCCGAUCCUUCGAAGAAAAGACCAGCAGCGCCGUACCUAUUGUGGUGCAAAGACCAAUGGAAUGAGGUGAAAAAGGCUAAUCCAAAUGCUGAGUUCAAGGAGAUAUCAAAUUUAUUGGGGGCAAAGUGGAAAACUAUAAGUGCAGAAGAGAAGAAGCCUUAUGAGGAAAAAUACCAAGCUGAAAAGGAAGCUUACUUGAAAAUUGUCGGAAAGGAGAAGCGCGAAUUAGAAGCUAUGAGGCUCUUAGAUGAAGAGCAGAAACAGAAAACAGCUAUGGAAUUGCUUGAACAAUAUAUUCAAUUCCAACAAGGAGCAAUUGAAAAUGAAAACAAGAAGAAAAAGAAAGAAAAAGACCCCUUGAAACCAAAGCAACCAUUGUCAGCAUUUUUCCUGUUUACAAAUGAGCGUCGCGCUGCUCUACUUGUUGAGAACAAGAAUGUGAAGGAGGUGUCAAAAAUUACUGGUGAAGAAUGGAAGAACAUGACAGAGAAACAAAAAGCGCCUUAUGAAGAGAUGGCAAUGAAGAGAAAGGAGCAAUAUCAGCAAGAAAUGGAAGUUUAUAAGAAGAAGAAAGACGAAGAGGCUGCUGAACAUUUGAAGGAAGAGGAGGAAUUGAUGAAACUUAAGAAACAAGAAGCACUUCAAUUGCUCAAAAAGAAAGAAAAGACGGAAAAUUUAAUCAAGCAGAAAACAAAAGAAAAUCGCCAAAAGAAGAAACAAAAAGAAGACAAUGUUGUGGAUCCUAACAAACCAAAGAAGCCUGCUGGAUCAUUCUUUCUUUUCAGCAAAGAGGAAAGGAAGAAACUAGUCGAAGAGCGGCCUGGAAUCAACAAUUCUACUAUUACUGCUCUCAUUUCACUGAAAUGGAAGGAAGUGAGUGAAGAAGAAAAACAAGUGUGGAAUAACAAAGCAGCUGAAGCAAUGGAAGCAUACAAAAAGGAAAUGGAAGAGUACAACAAAUCUGUUACAGAAAAGCAGAACAACAAUUAGAAGUGGUAGAAAUAACUAUAAUAUGUUCAACAUAACAUGUUGAACAUAGAAUGAUUGCUAGUUAGUUGAAGUAGUUAUUAGGUAUCAUUCCAAUUUUCCUUCUUGUUUAGUUGUUCUCUUUGCUAAUGUCCUUUUCAUUUGACUUCUAAUGGAUGACUUUAAAGAUUUAGACA
Messenger RNA from Nicotiana tabacum (common tobacco), 1776 nucleotides. Its product is annotated as high mobility group B protein 13. The record is from RefSeq and is a predicted model, not a curated record. NCBI's taxonomy places the organism in Eukaryota, Viridiplantae, Streptophyta, Magnoliopsida, Solanales, Solanaceae. Gene Ontology annotation, molecular function: DNA binding.